Molecule: messenger RNA, 3333 nt
Organism: Closterium sp. Yama58-4
Lineage: Eukaryota; Viridiplantae; Streptophyta; Zygnematophyceae; Desmidiales; Closteriaceae
Source: the annotation of a GenBank genome assembly
AUGGAUCUCCUCUUCCAGAAAUCCCUCACCGACGUCAUCAAAUCCCUCCGAGCCGCGCCGUCCCCCGCCGAAGAGGCCAAGAUCCUCGCGAAAACCCUCCGCGACGUGCGGCGCGAGGUAAAGUCGUCGGAUCCGCGCAGCAAGGCGGCAGCACUAGAGAAGCUCCUAUACCUGUACAUGCUGGGGCAGGCGGGCGGCUCGGACAUCGCGUGGGCGGCGUUCCCGUCCGUCGAGGCCAUGGGGUGCCACCGCAGCUUCGCCGUGAAAUACGUUGGCUAUCUCGCCGCGGCGCAUAGUCUCUCCGCGGCGCCUGACGUGGCAGUGCUCGCGACGCACCAGCUGCGCAAGGAUCUUACCGGGCAGCACCCGCACGACGCGUCGCUCGCGCUCUCGUGCAUCGCGUCGGCGGCGCCGCCGGGGCUGGCGGCGGAGCUGACGACGGAGGUCGUGGCGCUGCUGAACGGCACGCGCGUCGCGGGGCGACGCAAGGCCACGCUGGCGAUGCUUAGAAUCGUGCACCAGCAACAGCAACAACAACAGAGUAGCGCGAGUGGCGGGGUGGGAGGAUCAGGAGGAGCAGGCGACGACGACGAGCUGCCUGCGCUGCUCGCGAGGCUCGCGGAGCGCCUGCACGACAGCGACAGGGCGGUGGUAACCGCCGUGGUUUCGCUGGUGUGCGAAUUAGUCCUGCACGAGCAGCACCAGCGCCUCGCAGGCAGCACCCCUAUCGACCCAACCCUCCAAUCCACCCCUUCACAAGCACAGCAAACCCAGCAGCAGCAGCAGCGCGCGGGCUCGGGCAAGCCACUAGCGUCCAAAUACCUGCCUCUGGCGCCGGAUCUGUUCCCGCUACUGCACCCGUCGUCGUCCCCCUGGCUGCUGAUCAAGCUCGUCAAGACGUUCGCCGCGCUCGCCGCCGCGGAGCCCCGCGUGGCGCGCAAGGUGGCGGAGCCCCUGGCGGCGCUGCUGCGCGCCACGCCCUCCAAGUCGCUGCUGCUCGAGUGCGUGCGCGCCGUCGCGCUCAGCAUGCGCCACGUGGACUCCCUGCGCCAGCUGGCCAUCCGCGUGGCCGCCACGCGGCUAGUAGCAAACGAACCCCUGUCUGCGGAUCCUGGCGCGGGCGGCAGCGCAGGGGACGGUUGCGGCGGCGCUGGUGGCGGCGCUGCAGGUAGCAGCACUAGCGCAGCGCCGGCAGCGGUGGUGGGGGCACACGACGCGAACGUGCGUCUGCUGGGGCUGCGGGCACUGGAGAUGUUCCUCCCCCACCACGCCCUCGAAGUUCUCCGCUACAAAGCCGCCAUCAUCGCAUCACUCGACGAUGCAGACCCCGCCGUGCAGUCCGCAGCUCUACGCCUGAUCACGGUGCUCGUCACGCGGCCGUCGCUCGUGCCGUCGGUGGCGGCGCUGCGUCAGCGCAUGGCGGGGGCAGCGGCGGCGCGCAGCCCGCUGUGUGGCGAGCUGGUGACGGCCGUGCUGCAGAUGUGCGGCGCGGGGGGGUUUGAACGCGUGACCGACUUCGUGUGGUAUGUAGACGUGCUACAGGACAUCUGUUACGUGGCGAUUGUGGGUGGGGGUACCUCCUCUGCCAGCCUCGCUCUGCCCUCACACGCAGGUGCCGGAGCAGCAGCAGCAGCAUCAGCAGCAGCAGCGGAUGAGAGUGUGUGGUCGCUGGCGCCCCUAGGAAACCCAUCAGACAGCUCCCAUGGGUACGGCCGCAGAGUGAGUGGUGGCCUGGGUCUCACUCAUGCCCUAUCGGCGGGUGCAGCAGUGGCAGACGCAUGGGCGGGCAGUGAGAGGGGCAGGGAGGUGGGGCGACACCUGGUGGCAGUGGCAUUAGGGUUGCCCGUGCCAGUGGCAGAUCGGCCGCGAGUGAGAGCAGCAGCGCUGCACCUGGCGCUGCGCCUGGUGGGGGAUACGGCGCUGCUGAGGAGCAGGGCGGGCGGGGAUCAUGUGCUGGCUGCUGCAGCGUUCCUUCUGGAAUCAGCAGGUGCGUUGGACUCGUCGCUGUCCUCGCUGCUCGCGUCCCUGCUGCAGCCUAGCGUGCUGCUUCUGCCCCCGGCGACCCAGGCUGUGUUCCUACAGGCCGCCCUCAAGGUGCUCCUCGCCCUCACAGCACGAGCCACACCCGCGCGCCUGCUGCCAGGGGGGUCACCAGCAGCAGCAGCUGGGAGCAGCCUUGGAGCAGGAGGAGAAUCGCCAGACGUGGCGGUUAGUGGUGGCUGUGAGGCGGCAGGGAGAGAGGCGCUCACAGGCGCGACGAGCAAAGCGCAGCUGCUGCAGCGGGGAGGCUGGCGCGGCGCACAGCGGCAGGCCGCGGGGCGCAGUGGGCUCUGGGAUGGAGGGGAGGGCGCUCGCGAGUGGGGCGCGCGGGAGCAUGCAGCGGAGCAGCAGAUGCUGAGACUCGCGGACAAGGCUUUUAAGCGCAACGAGCAACAGAGGAAGGCAUGGGCGUAUGAGCGCAAGCAGGCAAUCGCAGCGGGGCGAGAGGACGAGGAGCAGGGGGGCACGGAGGCCACACUCUCACACCUCAUCCCCACCUUCCCCUGCCCCCGGGAGCAGCGCCUGGGGGUAUGGGCCGAUGGGGGCAAGUGGGUUUGUGCAGUGCGGUCAGCCUUUCAGCGCCAUCCCGUGGUCUACAGCUCACAGCAAGGGGACGGCCCUGGCCAUCCAAUAACGUUUCCGAGGUCCCCAUGCGUCCCCCCCCAUUCCCACCGCACCAGUAUCGGCAGCAACGAGGAGUUCUCAUUCGAGCAGGACAUCGGGUCCCUCCUGCACACCACACCGCUCACCUUCGACCCCUUCGUGCCCCCCGCCUUUGCCGACUUCAUGAACCAGUCCCUCCACUGCCUCUCCUUCUUCUCCACCGGCCUCUCCUCCCACGCAAGCCUUGAGAAAACCCGCGCUGAGAACCCCGAGCAGGAGUUUUUGACGCUGCCCGGGUUGAUGGCGCGGCACGGGCAUGCGUAUCUGCCCCACGUGGGGUGGUUGAAAGAGGAGGGGGAAGAGGAGGGUGUGGGGGGUGGUGAGCGGAGGAGGGAAGGACGGGGGGAGGUGGUGGUUGGUGGUGGUGGAAGGAGGGGGUUAGAGGGGACGGGGGUGGUGGCGAGAGGCGGUGGCGAGGGCAUGGUGCGAGGUGGUGAGGGGGGGAAGGUUCCUUCGGUGGGUCAGAUCCUGGUGGAGAUGCAUAGGGUGAACGACUCAGCAGCGACGCUGGCAGUGGUGCGGCAUCUGGAGCAGCUGGGCUACCGCCUGUUCCAUGUGGAGCCCAACCCCGUUGCACCUGCACACUGCGUGGAGCUCGCCUUGAUCCACCAGCACCUCGUUGCUGUUUGA